Oncorhynchus keta (chum salmon) is the source of this 3141-nucleotide messenger RNA. It is a transcript of the gene khdrbs1b, whose product is annotated as KH domain containing, RNA binding, signal transduction associated 1b. The record is from RefSeq and is a predicted model, not a curated record. Gene Ontology annotation, biological process: regulation of alternative mRNA splicing, via spliceosome. Gene Ontology annotation, molecular function: poly(A) binding; mRNA binding. NCBI's taxonomy places the organism in Eukaryota, Metazoa, Chordata, Actinopteri, Salmoniformes, Salmonidae. Gene Ontology annotation, cellular component: nucleus. The transcript is spliced from 9 exons. Bases 241 to 1317 code for a protein of 358 amino acids.
UUCUUUAUUCGACGGACCGCAUGCUUCCGUCCCCAUUUUCAUAAAGUCAAGGCGCCGCGACAGGAGCACCUAUCCGCAGUUGUCAGUAGCGGUGCGCUAUAGCAGCGAGAGCUCUACAUGCGAAGACGUGGACAUUAAAGUGGACUAUUUCUUCUUCUGUUUAUUUAUCUUUUUCUACCCACUGAAAGCUUGAUUUUUAAUUGCACAUUUUGCAUUACGAACUGAUUUUUAAACUCAAAAAUGGAGAAUCAAGAAAGCGAGUAUCUCCCGGAGCUUCUCGCGGAGAAGGACCGUAUGGAUGUCUCGUUUACGCACGCUAUGAAACUUUUAUCUACAGAAAUCGAGAGAGUCCAGAAAGGUGAGCCCAAGAAGGAAGGAGGAGACUCGUAUCUGGACCUUUUCACCGUCAAGAAUAUCAAACUGAAGGAACGCGUGCUCAUACCCGUCAAACAGUAUCCGAGGUUCAACUUUGUGGGGAAGAUUCUUGGCCCUCAGGGCAACACAAUCAAACGCCUUCAGGAAGAGACUGGGGCCAAAAUCUCUGUACUUGGCAAAGGCUCCAUGAGGGACAAAGCCAAGGAGGAGGGUCUGAGGAAAGGUGGCGAGGCCAAGUACGCUCACCUGUCUAUGGAGCUGCAUGUCUUCAUCGAGGUGUUUGCCCCCGUGCCCGAGGCUUACCUACGUAUGGCGCACGCCAUGGAAGAAGUCAAGAAGUUCCUGUUUCCUGAUAUGAUGGAUGACAUCUGUCAGGAACAGUUCAUGGAGAUGGGUUAUUUGAACGGGGGCCAGGAGCACGGGCCAGGGGUCCCACGAGGCAGAGGAGGACCACCGGGCCCAAGGAGCCGAGGAGGGCCUCCGGGACAACCAGGGGCACCCAGGGGUAGGGGUAUUCCCCAACGUGGAGGUACCACCAGGGGAGGUCCAGCCAGAGGCGGGGUAGCGAGGGGGGCACCAGCAGGAAGAGGAACCCCUGCCAGAGGGGCAACAGCGCCACGAGCCAGACUCACUGCCCCUGGUGGGCCUCCAAGAACCCUUCCUCCCCCCCACCAACACGCUACAGCACCGGAACAAUAUGAGGAAUAUGCCUAUGAUGAGAGCUACACUGAGCCAGCGUACGAGUCAUACGACAGUUACUACAGUCAGCCACAGGCAGAGCCAGAGUACUACGACUACGGACACGGAGAGGUACAGGAAGCAUACGAACCCUAUGCCCAGGACGACUGGAACGGGACUCAGAGAGCGGCACCGGGGGGUAAGGCCCCCACUGCCAGAGCGGCUAAGGGCCCUUACCGAGAACACCCCUAUAGACAAUACUGAACUCGUCACCGUGCCAACGCCUAGCGACCAACGCUACCACCGUUAACGCGUUGCCCCGACAACCAACCAUCAACCUGUCUACCACGGCAGCUCUUGCUCUAAGCAACCCUCGACAAAAGUAAUUGUCCGUUUUUGGUUUUGGUUUGGAAUUUUCUACACUGGACUUUUAUGAGCCGAAUAUCAGGAUCAUAACUGAUCGAAGCCUAUUUGAUAUUUAAUUCAGACCGCUUUUUAAAUUUUUUUUUGGAUGGGGGGGGAUUUGACGUUUGAGUUUUCUGUUUCUCUCUGACCCUGUUUCUCUCUGACCCUGUCUCCAUCUGACCCUGUCUCCCUCUGACCCUGUCUCCCUCUGACCCUGUCUCCCUCUGACCCUGUCUCCCUCUGACCCCGUCUCCCUCUGACCCCGUCUCCCUCUGACCCCGUCUCCCUCUGACCCCGUCUCCCUCUGACCCCGUCUCCCUCUGACCCCGUCUCCCUCUGACCCCGUCUCCCUCUGACCCCGUCUCCCUCUGACCCCGUCUCCCUCUGACCCCGUCUCCCUCUUGGCUUUUCUUUUGAGCUGUUGAUCUUGUUUACGGGUUUGUUAUUUUGAAUGUUUGGAUUUAAACUUCUAGUGGAGUUAGACGACUUGUUGUUGUCGACCUUUUAAAGGGACAUUUCAAAAGGCUCUACUUCGUAUUCAUCAUCUCCAGUUCAACAUCAACAUAUGUGAACAUGGUACGUUUCUACAUUUUUGUAAGUUAAAAAAAAAUAAAACUGUUUCCGAUGACGACGUCGGUGUGCAACUAAUUGGUUGGAAACUGUUAUCAUCUUAUUUUCACAAGUAUUGAUGAUGAUGGUGGUCCUUCUGUGGCUCAGUUGGUAGAGCAUGGCGCUUGUAACGCCAGGGUAGUGGGUUCGAUUCCCGGGACCACCCAUACGUAGAAUGUAUGCACACAUGACUGUAAGUCGCUUUGGAUAAAAGCGUCAGCUAAAUGGCAUAUAUUAUUAUUAUAUUGGUUCUGGAGAUGAUGAAUAUGAAGUAGAACCAUUCAUUAUUUUGUUUAAAACUAUUCCUUUGAGGGACAGUUGCAGAUUCCCAUUUAGGCUACAUUUUCAAAGAUUUAUUUUUUAUUUUUUUAAAUAUAGGAAAGUAAAAGAAACGUAAACACUUAUGUAAUAUAGACCAAACAUAAAACGCCAAGGAAACAGGAAAAACAAACAAAUGUUAAUGGAAUUUGAUUUAGUAAUCCAAUUUGUUUUAAAUAGUUUUUAAUUAAAAGUUGGAAAUGUAGACUUUUUUUACAUAAUGAAAUUUUCUCAUUGUACAUUUAGAGUUUUGAAAUAUAGGCCUGAUUAUCCCCUGUUGAGAUGGACUGUCCUCACAUACUACUUUUUUUUUUGUUUUUUUGAUUAAAGUUGAUUCAACAAUAAAUUCAUUUUUAUUAUGUCUCUACAGUCAGUCAAUGUCUUUUUUUUAAUUUUUAUAAGUAUAAUAUGGCCUUAAGUCGGCCUCAUGUCAUGAUAAAUAAUAUCACGUGUCAGUACAGGAUCUUAUUGGUUGAAUCUGAUUCUAUUAAACUGCAUGUAAAAACGAUGCAGUGAAGGAUUGGGACAAAAAAUCUCCACAUGACGAGAGAUCCUGCAGCUUUUCAAUCUGAGCUCUUGUACAUACUUUAAAUCGUCCAAAUUGCACAUCCUCUAUUCUGCCACUGGUAUAUGCAUUAAAAUGCAUUAUGCUUAAUGUGUAAGGCUUGCCUAAAUAGGUAACUACUAAAUCUGUCCAAACAAUGUUUUUGCAGCAAUUUGUCAAUAAAGACUAGUUUGUUUUUCUAUGAAACUUCC